Molecule: messenger RNA, 4341 nt
Organism: Ziziphus jujuba (common jujube)
Lineage: Eukaryota; Viridiplantae; Streptophyta; Magnoliopsida; Rosales; Rhamnaceae
Exons: 5
Coding region: 175-4341 (1388 amino acids)
Molecular function (GO): nucleic acid binding; zinc ion binding
Source: RefSeq, a predicted model, not a curated record
UUCCGGUGGGGAACUUUGGACGGGUCCUGACAGUUGGUAUCAGAGCAUAGGUUCUUGUAAUCCUAAGGGACUGUGCAUUGCUGUACAGCCCAUCCGUAAAUUCCUUCCUUUUGUAAUCGUGCUUAAGUGUCCCUGUUUCUAAACUCUUGUUUGUUUCUUCAGUAAUCGACUACGAUGAGUCGGCGGGACACACGUAGAACUCGGGAACGCUCGGCUGAGAGUUCCGGGAGUCGAUCAAGCCUUAGAGAUCUGGUCUCUCAGCUAACUAGAGCCUUAGGAGGUUCAAGCUCUAGUAACCGAUCCGUGGAUCAGGCUCGACGUUUAGGAGCCGUGGAGUUCGAUGGAAGCCAAGGCCCAGCUGCAGCCUUGAAGUGGCUAUCCAGCAUGGAGAAAAUCUUGGAAGAGGGGAUGCAGUGCCCCGAUGAGGAUAUGGUGAGGAUUUCUGGGUUCAUGUUAGAGGGAGACGCCCGGAAGUGGUGGCAAAUGGAGAAGACCCGCAGAAGGCAUACGUGGGACCAGUUCAAGAUUGCCUUCUCUACUGAGUUCUGUCCUCCUGCCUACCGUGAGGCGAGAAGGAGAGAGUUCGAGGGACUGCGCCAGGGAAACAUGACGGUGACAGAGUACGAGAGGAGGUUCCGGGAGCUGUCAGAGUUCUGCAUGCACUUGAUUCCCGACGAUCACGCGAAGAAGGUGAGGUUCAUAGACGGGUUGAACGAGAGCAUCGGCUACACCCUUUCUGGGUCAGUACACCCCACCUAUCAGUCCGCCAGGGAUGCAGCGCUCGAGCUAGAGAGACAGGCGGAGAUACACAGACCCUCGAGGCGCAGACCGUUCGAAGGUUCGUAUAGCGGGGUACCUCGACAGGGGGCAUCUAAGAAGAGUCAUAGUUCAGGCUCAGACAGUGGUGGGUUCAGCCCUCGAGGCAGAUUUCAGAGGAGAGGCGGCUAUCGUAUGCCCCAACCAGCGCGCCAUUCCAUCAGCGGCGGCACGAGCUCAUAUCAGCACUCUGGGUUUAGCCCCAAGCCAUUCUGCAGACGUUGCAAUAGAGCACACCAUGGGAUUUGCCAGUUUGAGGGUGUGUGCUUUCAGUGUGGGCAGGCGGGACAUAUUAAGAGAAAUUGCCCUUAUGGAGAGGCGGGAGUGUUAGGGGCGAGCCCACCAUCACAUCAGGCCAGUGGGUCGCGGGGUCAGAGUUCCCGAGGGAGUUAUGCAGUAGGAGGUUCAUCGGGAUCAGUCCCACAGCCUGUUGGACCGAGCAGGGGUAGAGGACGGAGGCCCCAGCAGACAGGGCAGGGUCGAGUGUUUGCGAUGACGCAGCAGGAGGCCCUAGCUACACCGGACGUCGUGGCAGGUACGUUGAAUAUAUUUGGUAAUGAUGCAUUAGUACUUAUAGACCCGGGAGCAACACAUUCAUUCAUCUCCAAGGAAUUCGUCACUCGGGUCGGUAUGACCCCUACUCCUUUAGAAUGUCUGCUAGAAAUAGCCACUCCUGCAGGAGAAUCCUUGUGGCCUAGCCAGUUAAUCAAGGAAUGUUUCUUCUGCAUCGAAGAUCAAGUGAUGGAGGCGGACUUGAUCCUGUUGGAUCUGUCCGGACUUGAUGUAAUUUUGGGCAUGGAUUGGUUGGCAAGGAACCAUGCAUCUGUAGACUAUUUCAGCAAGGAAGUUACAUUCAGGAGGCCAGGGUUGCCAAAAGUAGUAUUCCGUGGAGGAGUUGGAAGGCCCUUACCGAGGUUAAUAUCUACCCUUACCGCCAAGAAGCUACUGAAUAAAGGUUGCCAGGGGUAUUUGGCUCAUGUGAUAGAUACCCGAGUAAGUGGGGUCAGGUUGGAAGACAUGCCCGUUGUGAGGGAUUUCCCGGACGUGUUUCCUGAGGAGUUACCAGGAUUGCCUCCGGAAAGGGAAGUUGACUUUCCCAUUGAAUUGAUUCCAGGCACCGUGCCUAUUUCUCUACCACCGUAUCGGAUGGCUCCAGCGGAGUUAAGGGAGCUAAAGGUCCAGUUGCAAGAUUUGGUAGAUAAGGGGUUUAUUAGACCAAGUAUAUCGCCGUGGGGAGCCCCAGUUUUGUUUGUAAAGAAAAAGGAUGGUAGUCUAAGGCUGUGUAUAGACUACCGACAACUUAAUAAGGUCACCAUUCCUAAUCGCUAUCCGUUGCCAAGGAUAGAUGAUCUAUUCGACCAACUCCAAGGUGCCAAGGUGUUCUCCAAGAUCGACUUGAGGUCGGGAUACCAUCAGUUAAGGAUCCGAGAGUCGGACAUUCCUAAGACUGCCUUUAGGACGAGGUACGGACAUUAUGAAUUCCUAGUGAUGUCGUUCGGACUCACCAAUGCCCCAGCAGCUUUCAUGGACUUGAUGAAUAGGGUGUUUCGUCCGUACUUGGAUCAUUUUGUCAUUGUAUUUAUCGAUGACAUUCUGAUCUAUUCAAGGAGCCAAGAAGAGCACGUGAGGCAUUUGAAGAGAGUGCUCCAAACUCUAAGACAGCAUCAGCUAUAUGCUAAAUUCGACAAGUGUGAAUUCUGGUUGAAUCAAGUGGGUUUUCUCGGACAUAUCGUGUCGGCAGAAGGUAUCUAUGUGGACCCUGAUAAGGUAAAGGCAGUGUUGAGUUGGGAGCGCCCUACCACUGUGAGGGAGGUACGAAGUUUUCUUGGAUUAGCGGGUUACUACCGUCGUUUUAUUGAAGGGUUUUCAAGGAUUGCCGGGCCGCUUCAUAGAUUGACCCGAAAGAAUGUUGAAUUUAGUUGGACGGACAGGUGUGAACAGAGUUUUCAGGAGUUGAAGCAAAAGUUGACAUCCGCACCUGUUUUAACUUUACCUGAUGGGAAUGAAGGUUUUGAAGUUUAUUGUGAUGCAUCCCAUCAAGGGUUGGGUUGCGUGCUAAUGCAGAAUCAAAGGGUGGUAGCGUAUGCAUCUCGGCAAUUGAAGCAGCACGAACAGAAUUACCCUACGCACGACUUAGAAUUGGCGGCGGUAGUCUUUGCUCUAAAGAAGUGGAGGCACUACUUGUAUGGGGCCACGUGCCAAAUCUAUACCGACCACAAGAGCCUCAAGUAUAUUUUCACUCAGAAGGAGUUAAAUAUGAGGCAAAGGCGAUGGAUGGAGUUGUUAAAGGAUUAUGACUGUGUGAUUGACUAUCACCCGGGUAAGGCGAAUGUAGUGGCAGAUGCUUUGAGUAGGAAGGCUACUGGAUCCCUUGCUCACAUCCAAGUCAUCCAACUACCUCUCAUGGUGGAGUUGAAGAAGAUGGGGGUGUUAAUGCAUAUGCAUCCUUCAGGAGUUCUCAUGGCUAGCUUCCAGGUACGACCGGUGUUGGUGGAUCGUAUAGUAGAGACCCAAAUGGAAGAUCCUAAGUUGAGGACAAUUAAGGGCAAGGUACAAGAAGGUCUUGAUCCGGAAUUUUCCAUAAGGAGGGAUGGAGCCCUCGUGUAUAAAGGACGACUUUGCGUUCCGGAUAUCCCAGGACUCAAGAAGGAGAUUUUGGAGGAGGCGCAUAGCUCGAUGUAUGCGAUGCAUCCUGGGAGUACCAAGAUGUAUCGGACGCUUGUUAAAGAGGACAGGGAUGAUAUAAUAGAGAAGGCAGAGGCUUUAACUCACGAGGCAGAGGAUUCACACCUGCUGUUGGCCGAGACUCCCAAAGCUCCUUUCUUCAGAAUCAAGUUUCAAACAACUUCAAAGAAACCAGGAAUCACAGAACCUUGGAUCAUUCUUCUCAACAAAAUUCGGAAAAAGAAAGGCCUAAGGCACAGUGUCAAAUAUGCCAUAAUUUCUACCACACUGCAGCAACCUGUUAGAAAAGGAGCAUCAUCUCAUAUGACUAAUGAUGUAGGUAAACUCACUAAUCCUCAUGUUUAUCAUGGUAAGGAUGUGGUUUAUGUUGGUAAUGGAGAAAGCUUGUCAAUUUCAAAUAUUGGUGAUCUUAAUCUUUCUAUAAGUCAUGGGAAAGACUCAAAUCAAAGGAUAAUAGCCAAGGGCCAUAAGAAGGGCCGACUGUAUGCCUUAGAUGAUCCAAUUCAUCAAGUCUUUUCAGCAAUAAAAGGAAAUUCUGGACCACCACAUAGACCAUCUGUUUUUGUCCAACAUGAAGGCUCAUCAACUUCCCCUCAUGUUGCUGCUGCAUCAGACACUGUUCACGCCUCAUCAACUUCUCCAAAUGACAUGCUUACUGUCCCAACACCUGUUCACCUACCAUAUAUUCCUCAAAAUGAUAUUUUAACUCCUAUUCACACAUCAUCAAUCCUUCAAAUUGAUAUGCCUACUUGCACAGUUGUUGUUCACGUGCUACCAAGCUCUCCAGCUGCAACUUUGGCUACUAUUCACAUGUCACCAGCUCAUCAUAAUGAUAUUUAA